This is a messenger RNA of Cooperia oncophora, 657 nucleotides long. Lineage: Eukaryota; Metazoa; Nematoda; Chromadorea; Rhabditida; Trichostrongylidae. The record is from the annotation of a GenBank genome assembly.
AUGGAGCGGACAGCUUCCGCCAACAUACCGAAAGACCAGGCGCUUACAGUGCUUUUUUAUGUUGGGCACAGCGUUUUCCAAACGAAACCGUUUCCCGGGAGGAACGCGGGCCUGAAGCUAUUCUGCGCCCUAAGAGAAUUGGAUCAACUUAGCGGUCAGGCAGGGGUGCAAGUAGUUUUCCCUCGCCUUUCAGCAUAUAAACAUCGAAAAUCUGAGGGGAUUGUUCCAUCACUGAACCUCUUAUACAUUCUACAAGUUCCAAAUCUCUUUUCAGCGGUGGCUGCCAUGCAAGCUCUUUAUUUGGUUUUUGGCCAUUUUGCCGAACUUGUUUGCAAUUUCAUGGGAUUCAUCUAUCCGGCCUAUGUAAGCAUAGAAGGCAUCGAAACAGCGACGAAAGAUGACGACACUCAGUGGCUUACUUACUGGGUCGUAUUCGCUGUCCUCUCCGUUGUCGAGUUUUUCUCCCACCAGAUUGUUGCCGUAUUCCCGGUGUAUUGGCUUUUCAAAUCCCUCUUCCUUCUCUGGCUCUAUCUCCCGUCCACCACGGGUGCUACUAAAAUCUAUCACAAAGCCAUCAAGCCAAUCUUUGUGAAGCAUCAUACGACUAUUGACCAACGCUUGAAUAAUAUAGCCGACAAAGCGAAAGAUGGUGAGUGA